Molecule: messenger RNA, 2090 nt
Organism: Diachasma alloeum
Lineage: Eukaryota; Metazoa; Arthropoda; Insecta; Hymenoptera; Braconidae
Product: alanine--glyoxylate aminotransferase 2, mitochondrial
Exons: 8
Coding region: 165-1670 (501 amino acids)
Biological process (GO): glyoxylate catabolic process
Cellular component (GO): mitochondrion
Molecular function (GO): L-alanine:glyoxylate transaminase activity; pyridoxal phosphate binding
Source: RefSeq, a predicted model, not a curated record
GGCUAGCCGGCGCGCACGCAACUUUCAAAUUUCAACAACAACAAAGUCCGAUCAAUCACUCGGAUCAAUUCGUAAUUGAGUUUCGAUCGUCUCAGGGAGCAGAAAAAUUGUGAAACUUGUGUGGAAUUUUUUUGACGUUAUUGAAGUGUCAAUCGAGACAAGGAAUGGCCCUAAAAGGAGUCAAUGGACGCUGGGCUUCCGUCAGGAGGUUCAGCUCAUUUCCUGAAAUUCCAAGCUGCAGCUUUACCGCAUCGAAAUAUGAAGGUCCAAAUUACGAUAGUGUCAAGUCUUGUAGGAUGACUUCGGUGACCCCAACCACUCCUCCAUUCUACAAAAAACCACUCCUGAUUCACGAAGGUCAUAUGCAGUGGCUCUGGGAUCACACGGGGAGACGAUAUCUGGAUAUGUUUGGGGGAAUUGUCACGGUUUCCGUUGGACAUUCUCAUCCGAAAGUGACGGAGGCAGCGCGGAACCAAUUGAGCAAAUUAAGCCACACGACGUCGAUAUAUAUGCACCCGAAGUACCACGAGUACGCUGAAAAAUUGACGGCGAAAAUGCCGGGCAACUUGAAAGUACUGUACAUGACUAACAGUGGCUCUGAAUCCAAUGAACUUGCUUUUCAAAUGGCCAAGUUGUACACUGGAUCGCAAGACAUUAUUUCAAUGAAAAAUUCUUAUCACGGUGGCACUUACACGACGAGCUCCGCCACUGGGAUGUCAACCUGGAGGUACCCCAUCGCCUCAGCCCCUGGUCACAUCCAGGUCACCAAUCCAGACGUGUAUAAAGGCCCCUGGGGUGGCCCCCAAUGCCGGGACAGUCCAAUAUCCCAGCAUGGGAGGACGUGCGAGUGCAUUGGGAAUAAGUGCAUUGCUGCGGAGAAGUAUCUAGAGGACCUCAAAGACACUAUUCAAUUCUCUUUGCCGAAUAAUGGAAAGUUCGCCGCGUUCGUUGCUGAGAGUAUUCAAGGAGUCGGUGGUGCAGUUCAAUACCCCCGCACGUACCUCCACGGCGCAUAUGACAUAAUAAAAUCGAAAAACGCUCUGUUCAUAGCCGACGAAGUGCAAACAGGCUUUGGUAGAACGGGCGAUCACUUCUGGGGAUUCCAGGGCCACGAUAUCAUCCCCGACAUCGUGACGAUGGCGAAGGGUAUUGGAAAUGGGUUUCCCAUGGGUGCAGUUAUCACAACUCCAGAGAUCGCAGAUUGUUUGAAUCAGGCACUUCACUUUAAUACAUUCGGGGGGAACCCAGUGGCCUGCGCCGUUGGUUCAGCGGUUCUCGAUAUAAUUGAAGAAGAAAAACUUCAAGAAAAUUGCAAGGAAGUUGGCACCUACUUAUUGCAUCGUUUAAGCACUCUUCUGCUUGAAUAUCCAACGAUGGUGGGAGACGUCCGAGGAAAGGGUCUGAUGAUCGGUGUAGAAUUAGUCUCGGACCCUGACAAAAAGACUCCCCUGGAGGCUGAACACAUAGCGACAAUGUUCGAGGACAUCAAGGACAUGGGUCUGCUCAUUGGAAAAGGCGGAAUCCAUGGAAACGUCCUGCGAAUAAAGCCCCCCAUGUGUGUGACCAAGGAAGACGCAGAUUUCACUGUUGAAGUGAUUAAAAAGGCUCUCGAGAGCUGCAGGGACAGGAAUUUAAUUAGCAAGGAGAAUGUGUACUUCGGGGCUGUUUAAAACUCAAGCUGUGAUUGAUUUGACAUUUUUUUUAUUUCCAUAGUAAUAUAUUUUUUACAUUUGUACAAAUCACGGGCAUACUGUCAGCAAUUGAAAAUUUUCUGUGAUUAAAUGAAAUAAAAGGAUGAGCAGAAAUUCAUCGAAAUCAUCUUUCCAUUUUAGUUAAUUACAGAUUUUAUUACUGGGAUACUUUUGCAUUAAAUUUUACAAUUUUUUAUACCAAUUUCGAAAUGAGAAUGUAGGUAUAUUUUUGAGUAAUUUAAUUGUAAGUUUACAAAAUAAAUCUUAAUGUAUGAAAAUGCCUUGAGUGUUACGUCAAGAGUAUUAGGGAUUAUUUCUCCCUGACGUAUCUCAUCUAUUUAUCUCUCGACAAUAACGUUAUAUACAUAUCACUGUAAUCCAAGAGUCAUAAUAUGCGCU